GCAUUUUUCAGAAGUACGCAAGUGAGAGCGUUUAAGCUUUAACGUGAUUCAAGUGGCUAAUCGCUAGAGGAAUUAACAAAAGGAGUUUAUACUACAAACAAACUUUAAGAUAAACCUAUCUAAUUAAUAAACAUUGGAUACAUCUUCGUAUUUUAUUUCGUAUCUAACUUUGCAUAUACUUUUAUAAAUAGUAUAUGCCUACUAUUGAUGAAAACUUUAUAUACAAUUAAAUUUCAUAGAUAAUUCCUUUAUCUUUAUACAAAUAGAAGUUUAUGAUUAACUGGUGACAAACUUUUUACGCUGGAAGAAAGAGAACUUAUGGUGGAAUAUAACAAUAAAGGAAUAAUAAUAAGGAAUAUCACUAUUUAUGGAUCAUAAAACGUUUUCUGUCUCUCUGCAAACUUGACAACGACAAACCUCAAAUACUUUUAAAAUAUAAAUAUAUGUAAAUAUAUAUAUAUACUGUAAAAAAAAAAAUAUAUAUAUAUAUAUAUAAACUAUACUUUACUGUGUAUAUACAAUUCAUGUAUAUAUAUAGUCAUUUAUGGUCAUUUAAUAAUUAUGCUAAAUUCAACACCACCAACACCUUUUCAUCAAAACGGAACAGAAAAGGUCGAAAUAGGAAAUCGUCUAUGGCGUUACAUGGCACCAGUUAUUUUUUUUACUGGCCUAAUAGGAAACGCCAUUAUAUUAUUAGUGAUGAGAAGGAAAAGGAUGGGUCAUACGUCAACGAGUCUUUACUUAAGAUUCAUUGCCACUGCCGAUUUAUUAGUUCUUGUCUUUGGAAUGAUACCAGAAUGGUUGGAAGCUAGUGAUAUUGUAAUUUUCAAAACUCUGCAUCCGGCAACUUGUAAGAUAGAAAAAUUCGCUCAUUACAGCGUUAACGAUACGGCAACGUGGUUCCUCGUAGCGUUCAGUUUCGAUCGGUUUAUCGCCGUCAAGUUCCCAUUACAUAAAAAGGUAUUUGGUACUGCCAGACGCAUAAAGAGUAUUUGUACGGCUAUAGUUCUCCUCUCUAUGGCCAAGAAUAUUGAGGUAUUUUGGACUAGAGGGUUUGAAAGAGUGAACGAGGAUUAUCGUUGCGGCAGCCCUACACAAAAGAUACUCAAUUAUAACAAAAACGUACGGCCGUAUCUGGUAUUUACUCUAGCCGUCGCAGUCCCGUUACUCGUUAUCAGCAGCUGCAAUCUGGCUAUCAUUUGGACGCUUUAUAGGCAGAAAACACCAACAACCGCAAAUGUCGGUAAAAGUCAGUCCCGCACAAGGAUAAUGACGCAAAUGACACUUAUGUGUGUCAGCGUUUCAUUUGCCUUUAUUAUCUGUAUAACGCCGACGUUCGUCAUGUACAUUGGCAAACAGUACUGGAGAGAUAGAGAUUGGUAUGAUGUUGCGAAGGCAGUCUCCAAUCAACUCCUAUAUGUUAAUAACUCUAUUAACUUCUUUCUAUACUUUGCUACUGGUACAAAAUUCAGGAUCGAAGUCUUCGUUUUAUUCGGCGGUCGCCGACAAAUUCCUGUAGUCUGUCGAACUUCAGUUCCAACAGAGACAAGCGUUCAAAUGCGUACGUCGCGACAGUCUAGUAGUCCGAGAACUGGACUAUUGAAUGGUGGAUCAAGAAAAUUGUCGCAGCAUUUUUUAUGAAUAAAAGAAAAAAGAUAAAGAAAGUUUAAAACUUUAAAUAAAAGGAAAUCAACUUUGAAAAAAGAAAAUGAAAAAAAAAUGGAAAUGAUUGAAACAGAUAAAUAUCUACAUGAUAAAUUUAGUAUAUAUAUUCUGUACAGUACGUAUAUAACAGCUCGUGAAUAAUUGCUUGAAAGGACGGCGUCUAUAAUUCACUGUUUGUCCUUGCGUGCGUGUGUAAAUUUCUUUUCUUCCCUCAUUAUGAUAUUCUAUACUGCAUAUCCUCACUUUCACAUAUAGGUAUUCUUCUUUACAAAAUGUACCAAGUAAAUAUUUAAAUAUACAAUAUACAGUAUUCCGUAUUUAUUCUUAAUCUCUUAUAUUUUCCUUCCUUUCUAGACGCAUUUUUCUCUACUUAUAUACAUAUUUAGUAGCUGUCUAGUUCCUAAAUAACAGCUUUAAACAGUUAUCAACUCGAUGUUGAAUAAUUAUUAUGCAAUUGAAGAAUAUCUUUGGAGUUUGUAGUCGUUUUUGAAAGGCUUAUCGAUUAAAUAUUGAUUCAAGACGUAAUACAGCGUUAAAAGCCAAUACGAUCCUUUCUACUUUUACACUUUUCCCCAACUACUUCUUUCUGCAUUAAGCCGG
Molecule: messenger RNA, 2265 nt
Organism: Dimorphilus gyrociliatus
Lineage: Eukaryota; Metazoa; Annelida; Polychaeta; Dinophilidae
Source: the annotation of a GenBank genome assembly